AUGGGGUUGGGAGUUGUUUUAAGAAACGAAAAGGGAGAAGUAUUGGCCUGUGCUUGUUACAAAAGACCCCCAGUUUCUGAUUUUGUCAUGGCAAAAACAGUAGCCUUGUGGUAUGCUGUGGAUUUAUGCAAUGAAUUGGGCUUCAAUAAAGUCAUCUUUGAAGGGGAUGCUCAACUUGUAGUGGAAGCUGUUAAUAGUGAAGAUGAGGAUCUGUUUGCUAGAGGCCACAUCAUUGAGGAUAUAAAAACAGUGUUUAAAGGAAGAAGUGCUUGGAAGGUGAAGUUUAUAAGAAGAGAAGAAAAUGGGGUAGCUCAUUUGUUAGCAAAAAAUACUUUAGAUAUAGUACAAGAACAGAUAUAA
This is a messenger RNA of Juglans microcarpa x Juglans regia, 360 nucleotides long. RefSeq lists its product as uncharacterized. Lineage: Eukaryota; Viridiplantae; Streptophyta; Magnoliopsida; Fagales; Juglandaceae. The record is from RefSeq and is a predicted model, not a curated record. The transcript has a single exon. Gene Ontology annotation, molecular function: RNA-DNA hybrid ribonuclease activity; nucleic acid binding. Bases 1 to 360 code for a protein of 119 amino acids.